GCAGUCUUGAAGCCCCGCCUAGACGGGGCGGGGCGUGUUCCAUAACGGGGCCUCGCGGUCCAGCUGUGCCGAGGACGAGACGCGCUGAGCGGCCAGCAGAGAGCGAGUCUUCCCGCUGUGUCGUCACGGUGGUCCAGCGGUUGUUGGGAGAAAAAGCGUCCGACAUGAAGAACGCGGCGUCCAGUGAUGUCACCAGGAGGCGGGUCCAGAACGGCGCCAACGGGUCGGCGGGGGAGAAGAAGGAGGAGGAGUCUGCGCAGUGGGGGAGAGCCUGGGAGGUGGACUGGUUCUCCCUGAUCAGCGUGGUGGCUCUGCUCCUCCUGGCCCCGGUCCUGGUACUCUUCCUGGUGAUGGUGUGUGACCAGUACCAGUGUUCCAUCUCCCAGCCGGUGCUGGACCUGUACCAGGGAAGGACCACCCUGCUCUCCAUCUGGGCCCGCGUACCCUCGCCCACCUGGAUGGCUGCCAAGAUCUACACUGCCUGGGUGGUCUUCCAGGUGGUGUUGUACAUGUGCAUCCCUGACGUUCUGCACAAAGUCCUUCCUGGUUACGUCGGGGGAGUCCAAGAAGGCGCCACAACGCCCGCAGGUCUGAUCAACCAGUACCAGAUCAACGGGCUGCAGUGCUGGCUCCUCACUCACUUCCUGUGGCUGGCCAACGCUCAGUACUUCCACUUCUUCUCUGCCACCAUCAUCUUUGACCACUGGAUGCCCCUCAUGUGGUGUGCCAACCUGCUGGGGUACACCGUCUCCACCUUUGUCUUCAUUAAGGCUUACCUCUUCCCCACCAACCCACAGGACUGCAAGUUCACAGGCAACAUGUUGUACAACUACAUGAUGGGAAUCGAGUUCAACCCCCGUGUCGGUCGAUGGUUCGACUUCAAGUUGUUCUUCAACGGGCGGCCUGGCAUCGUGGCGUGGACCCUCAUCAACCUGUCCUACAUGGCCAAGCAGCAGGAAGUCUAUGGUCAUGUGACCAACUCCAUGGUCCUGGUCAACCUGCUGCAGGGAAUUUAUGUGCUGGACUUCUUCUGGAACGAGGCGUGGUACCUGAAGACCAUAGACAUCUGCCAUGACCACUUUGGUUGGUACCUGGGCUGGGGAGACUGUGUGUGGCUGCCCUACCUGUACACGCUACAGGGUCUCUACCUGGUCUACCACCCGGUGCAGCUGUCCCAGACCCACUUCCUGCUGGUCCUGCUCCUGGGUCUGGUGGGCUACUACAUCUUCCGUGCCACCAACCACCAGAAGGACCUGUUCCGCCGCACCCAGGGCGCCUGUACCAUCUGGGGGGGGCAGCCCGCCUUCAUCCAGUGCUCGUACCGCUCGGCCGACGGCGCCGUGCACCACAGCAAACUGCUGACCUCGGGCUUCUGGGGCGUGGCCCGCCACCUCAACUACACGGGCGACCUGAUGGGCUCGCUGGCCUACUGCGCCGCCUGUGGCUUCCAGCACCUUCUGCCCUACUUCUACCUGCUCUACAUGAGCGUGCUGCUGGUGCACCGCUGUCUGCGGGACGAGCACCGCUGCAGCAGCAAGUACGGACCCGACUGGCACCGCUACACCCGCGCCGUGCCCCACCGCCUGCUGCCCGGAAUCUUCUAGACGGCUCUUGUCAAUCGAUGUGUCAUGUGACGUCUUCCGCACCAAUCAGCUGCCUGCAGUACAGAAUGACGUCACUAGUAGUUUCCCGGCAAAGCAGGACUUGGUCGUCCCAGUCUGGGAGGCAUCCGGCUGCAAUACACCUGGUGGACACUGGAUGGCAGCAGAGGGCCUUCCAUAUUGAUUCCUUCCUCUUGUACCAUUUCUACAACAAUAAAGAUACUUUUUAUGAAAUAUUA
Molecule: messenger RNA, 1840 nt
Organism: Nerophis ophidion (straightnose pipefish)
Lineage: Eukaryota; Metazoa; Chordata; Actinopteri; Syngnathiformes; Syngnathidae
Gene: dhcr7
Product: 7-dehydrocholesterol reductase
Exons: 9
Coding region: 165-1604 (479 amino acids)
Biological process (GO): cholesterol biosynthetic process; brassinosteroid biosynthetic process
Cellular component (GO): endoplasmic reticulum membrane
Molecular function (GO): 7-dehydrocholesterol reductase activity
Source: RefSeq, a predicted model, not a curated record